AUGCUCGAAUUCCGCACGUCGGGCUUCAACCCGUACAGCGUCAAAUACUCGCCCUUCUUUGACAGCCGCCUCGCCGUGAGCGCCGGCGCCAACUUCGGCCUCGUGGGCAAUGGCCGCUUAUACGUUCUCAACCUGACCCCGAACGGCAUCGCCUGCGAGAAGUUCUUCGAGACGCAGGACUGCCUCUUCGACCUGACGUGGUCCGAGCAGCACGAGAACCAGCUCCUAACCGCCGGCGGCGACGGCAGCAUCAAGCUCUUCGAUAUCGGCGUGGGCGAGUUCCCUGUGGCGGGAUGGCAAGAGCAUCAGCGGGAGGUGUUUGCGGUGCAUUGGAAUUUGCUGGAGAAGCAGACGUUCCUGUCGAGUAGCUGGGAUGGCACGGUGAAGAUCUGGACGCCGGAGAGGAAAGAGAGUCUUAUGACGCUGCCAGUACAUUCGUGCGUGUACUCGGCGCAGUACAGUCCACAUCACCCGCAGAUUGUUACGUGUGUGUCGCGGGACUCACAUCUGAGGGUGUUUGAUUUGAGGAGUAAGCCGAGCUCGCAGUACCAUCUGCAGUUUGCGAUUCCCAUUCAUGGACCGCCGAAGAUGGCUCUGCCGCAGGUGAAUAGGAGUGUGGGACCGACGGAGUGUCUGACGCAUGACUGGAACAAAUAUAGGGACUCGGUGUUGGCAACUGGCGGGGUGGACGGAGUGGUGAAGACAUUCGAUCUGCGAAUGCCUUCUGGGCCGGUCAAUCUACUACCAGGUCAUGACUACGCCGUGCGGAAGCUCAGCUGGAGCCCGCACCUCAGCGAUGUGCUUCUGAGUGCGAGCUACGAUAUGACAUGCAGAGUCUGGACAGACGGCAGCAACGUCGACAAAGGCGGAAACGGUGGUGGUCUGGGAAGAGAACUGGGGAGGAUGGACAGACACACAGAGUUUGCUAUGGGCGUGGACUGGUGCCUCUUCGGCGCAGAAGGCUGGUGCUCGACAUGCGCCUGGGACGAAAGAGUACUUGUCUGGGACGUGAGAGAAUAUAUGAGACCAGGACCAUGA
Messenger RNA from Zasmidium cellare ATCC 36951, 1038 nucleotides. RefSeq lists its product as uncharacterized. Gene Ontology annotation, molecular function: protein binding. The coding region runs from base 1 to 1038 and encodes 345 amino acids. Gene Ontology annotation, biological process: protein import into peroxisome matrix. The record is from RefSeq and is a predicted model, not a curated record. Lineage: Eukaryota; Fungi; Ascomycota; Dothideomycetes; Mycosphaerellales; Mycosphaerellaceae. Gene Ontology annotation, cellular component: peroxisomal matrix; cytosol. The transcript has a single exon.